AUGGACAACUGCAAGACCGGUCUCGCGCUGCUAGACAAAGGCGACGCCUCCGGGGCGCUCAUUUCCUUCACCAAGGCUCUCAUCGAACACCCCACCUCUCCAGACUACUACAUCCACCGCUCCAAGGCUUUUGCGCGCCUCUCGCCCGGACGCUACGACCUGGCACUCAAGGAUGCGGAAUACGCAAUUCUCUUUGCCCGUCAACGUGGCUCGAGACAGAAGAUGCAAGAGGGUCAGCUGAGAAGAGUCGUCGCUUUCUACAACCAUGGCCAGUACGCGGCGGCGCAAAAGCUGUUGACCUAUAGCUCCAAGUGGGACAAUGCGCAGAUGUUCAAGAUGUGGACGGCCAAAGUCGAGCAGAAGUUGAAGACUCUUCCUGAAUCCGAAAAGGUCGAGAUCGAGGUCAAAGAAGUUCCCGAAGUUACCCUACCCACUGCGGAUCAAGCCAAAUCGAGACUCAAGAAGCAAAUCAACGCCGAUGGCUCCUUCAACCUCAGUGCCGCGGAGAGUGAUGAGUUAGUGCCUGAUGAGCCUCAAGCGGACAAGCAAGCUGCUGUAGCCUCGAGCACAACCCACAAUACAACAUCGGCUCCCGUGGUUAUCCGCCAGGAUUGGUUCCAGACUGGCACCACUGUCACAGUAACUCUCUUCGCCAAGGGUGUGGACAAGGAAAAGUUCAACGCUGACAUCCAAGAGGGGUCUCUCUACAUCUCUUUCCCCAACCCUGGCAACCCAGACUCUGAGUAUUCCUUCUCCGUGGACCCUUUCUAUGCACGUGUAGACGUCUCGCAGUCCAAAGUAAACGUCUUCAAGACCAAGAUCGAGAUCAUCCUUACAAAAAGUACACCAAAUCAGAAAUGGGGCACUCUGGAAGGCAAAGAGCCUCUCACCACAUCCAACGGGUCCAGUGGCGCUGGCGUGAAUUCCAUUCAACAGUCGGUCCCCAAGAAAGAGUCGGGUCCAGUGUAUCCAACUUCCUCCAAGACUGGCGCGAAGAACUGGGACAAGUUGGCUGCUGAUCUGACCGCCAAGCCGAAGAAGGACCAGAAAUCGAAGGCGGAUGAGGAUGGCUCAGCGUCCGAAGGUGAAGACGACCCAGGCUAUGACAGCGAUGAAGGUGGAGAUGCAGUCGAUGGCUUCUUCAAGAAGCUGUACGCAGGAUCAGAUGAAGAUACCCGGCGUGCGAUGAUGAAGAGCUAUUAUGAGAGUGGCGGUACGUCGCUUAGCACCAACUGGGAUGAAGUCGGCCAGAAGCGGGUGGAACCGUACCAGAGCAAGGACGAUUGA
This is a messenger RNA of Cyphellophora europaea CBS 101466, 1287 nucleotides long. RefSeq lists its product as uncharacterized. NCBI's taxonomy places the organism in Eukaryota, Fungi, Ascomycota, Eurotiomycetes, Chaetothyriales, Cyphellophoraceae. Gene Ontology annotation, biological process: protein stabilization. The transcript has a single exon. The record is from RefSeq and is a predicted model, not a curated record. Gene Ontology annotation, molecular function: protein-folding chaperone binding. The coding region runs from base 1 to 1287 and encodes 428 amino acids.